Calypte anna (Anna's hummingbird) is the source of this 2921-nucleotide messenger RNA. RefSeq names its product coiled-coil domain containing 91 (gene CCDC91). Bases 549 to 1880 code for a protein of 443 amino acids. Gene Ontology annotation, cellular component: trans-Golgi network. Gene Ontology annotation, biological process: Golgi to lysosome transport. The record is from RefSeq and is a predicted model, not a curated record. Lineage: Eukaryota; Metazoa; Chordata; Aves; Apodiformes; Trochilidae. The transcript is spliced from 13 exons.
GCCGGGGGCGGUUUUUCUGUCCCCGCGGCGGGCGGGGGGGGACGCGGCCGUUGGUGGCGGCUGCAGGCGGGGAGCGGCCGCGGGGUCUGUGAGAAGGGCGGCUGCGGGAUGGCCUGAAGGGAAAGGGGCAUCCGUUCCGCACCGUCCCCCCCCCCCCCCCCUCCCUCCUCUCUAGAAGCCUAGCAGGGGGAGGCAGGCUCCGUUUCUUUCGGGUUCACCGCCCUUCCCAACCUGGGGUUGCGGGAAGUGGAGCUGGCCCGGUACCGGCGCCGGUAGAGCUUGGGUGCUGCAGGUGACUGUCUCUGCGAGGCCUGCCUUCAUCGACUUGACUCCUCCUCCGGUGCUGCCCCCUGGUUCUGGCCCGACCUGUGUCACAGCCACGACCCACUAGUGUUGAUACCCGUGAGCUGUGGUGCCUGGUCUUAGUGACGUGCGACAAAAGGGGAUUUAAAAAUUAGUUUAGAGGAGCAAUAGGAGGAGCCUUGCUUCUCUACACCAGAAACUUGAUACUCUUGUCAACAGGAAGGAGAACCUUUGUCAGUUGAAAGAUGGAUGACGAUGACUUUGGAGGAUUUGAGGCAGCAGAGAGUUAUGACUGUGGAAAUGGUGGAAAGCAGACUACAUCCCCUGCUAUUGCAUGGGCAGCAUUUCCUACAGUAUCUGAAGUCCAUAAAUCUCCUGAUCUCCUGGAGCACUCUGUGCCUUCUUCUUGCCUGGUUUCUUCUGACUCAUUCAGUUUACCUAGUGAUAGUGUGGCAACAGCUGUUCAAACAGCCAACAAUGUUAUAAAUCCAUCUUCUCCUGAAGUACAGAGUCAAGCAGAUACUCCAGUUGCCUCUUUGAAUGUAAUUGGAGACAAGACUUCAGUUGCAUCAGCAAUUGCUUUGGUUGAUGCAGAGACACAGGGAGCAAAUGAAUUGAAGAGCUGCCUUCAACAAACUGUUGCAAACCUAGAAAUCAAGCUUUGCACUGCUGAAGAAGAAAAAUUGAAAAUUAAAAAGGAAUUAGAAUAUUUACUGGAAAAACAUAGUGUUCUAGAAGUGGAUUUCUUGAAAGAGAAAAAAGAAAAAAUAAUUUCACAUCAAGAUCAUUACAAGAAGCUCCAGGAAAAACAUAAACAGGAGUUAGAAGACAUGAGAAAAGCUGGACAUGAAGCCUUGAGUAUUAUUGUUGAAGAAUUCAAGGCACUGCUACAGUCUACAGUUGAACAUCAAGAAGCAGCUAUUGAAAAACAGUAUAUACAGGCAAUUGAAAAACAUUCUCACAAGUGUGAAGAACUUCUUAAUGCUCAGCAUCAGCGCCUUCUUGACAUUUUGGAAGCAGAGAAGGAAGUGUUAUCAGAAAAGGUAGAAGAAGCUUUGAUGCAGCAGUCACAAAAACACAAGGAAGUACUUGAAAAAUGUUUGGAUGAAGAAAGACAAAGAAGUAAGGAGGCUUUGGCCGCUGCUGCAAAGGCUGAAAAAGAAGUAGUACAGGAAGCUGUUCUGAAAGCCGUAGAGGAGGAGAGAAGAAAUAUGGAGAAGAUUCAUGCAGAAGAAAGAAAAAUGUGGGAAGCAGAAUGUGACAAACAUAAAGAGAGGAUUGCCCAGGCUGUUUGGGAAGCCAUGCAAGAGCAAAGAAAAUAUAAUCAGGAAAUUGUCAAAGAAGCAUUAAUAGAGGAGCAAAAACGAAGUGAAAAGGCAAUCGAAGAGGCAGUGAAAAGGACAACAGAGGAACUGAUGGAGUACAUUAAAGAGCAGAAAAGGCUUGAUCAAGUUGUUCGCCAGAGAAAUCUGUGUAGCUUGGAACUUUUCCUCUCUUGUGCACAGAAACAGUUGAGUGUUCUAUUAAAUGAAGAGCCAAAUGAAGAGCCAACCACUACAGGGGAAAACAGAGACUGACACUCAGUACAACUCAUACAGUGAUUUAUGAAGUUGCAAAUCUCAAUCCAGGAAAUGAUGGAUAUAUUCUAAUCAUCUGGAAUUGUAUCAUUGAUUCAAGAUCUGUUUGAAACUAUGUUUGAUGGAAGUAUUUGUGGAUUACACUAUUUUCUUAUUUAUUUCUUUUACUACUGUUGUCAAAUUGCAACUAUGAGGCGGAAAAAAAUCCCUGUGAUAAGUUGAUUUUAUUUAUUUUUGUUUCAUUAUAUUUUCUAGUAGCUCAUGAUUGAAAUUCCAGAUAACUGCAGCAAUGAAGAAAACAUUUCCGUGAUAUGUCUGUUCUAGAUUUGGCAUCAUGUAUUGAUCAUAGAAUCACAGAAUGAUGAUCAAUAUUUUUUAUAUUUUUAAAAUGGAGAAAACCAUUUAAUUGAGCAUAGACACCAGUCCAUCUCUGUUUCCAAAAUGUGCAUUGCCUUAGGUGAAUCUGAGAAGCUUAUUCUUACUUCUUGAUAUUCUUACAGGAGAAUCAGUACUGAAACAUGAUUGUUGACAGCCAUUUCUUUAGUCUUUUUUUGAACAGGCCAUAGUAAAAAAUAAACUAAACAAUUCAUCUUUUUAGCAUAAUGCAAAAUAUCACCAUAAUAAAUGUAUAGAAUGUAUUUAAUUCUAUUCUAUAAAGCCAGUUGGAUUCCAAAAAUCAUUUUCUCAUGAAAGUACGAUUAAUGCGACUGACCUCAGUUUCAGGAAGAAGAUGGAUGUAAUUAUCUGGAGACUGAUACUGCACUGCCUCAGUGGAAUUUCUGACAGAAUUAGGAGUGCAGCUUGCUGACCUUAGGUGCCCUUUCUAAAUACACUGAAGGAAGCAGAAAAACUCCCCACUGACAUUUUUUGGACUUUGGAUCAAGUGAUAGGUCUUUCUGAUCUUGCGAACGGCAGCACAGAGUGGAAGUUCUGUGCCUGCACUCUAUCGAUUGUAGAUUUGGGGCCUUAGUUAUAAAAGUUCUGAAUUAAAUGAAGGGAAAUGAAUGUUUAUGCUUAGGAAUGUAAAUAAAAUGAGAGCGA